Pongo pygmaeus (Bornean orangutan) is the source of this 2555-nucleotide messenger RNA. It is a transcript of the gene KAZALD1, whose product is annotated as Kazal type serine peptidase inhibitor domain 1. The transcript is spliced from 5 exons. The record is from RefSeq and is a predicted model, not a curated record. Gene Ontology annotation, molecular function: insulin-like growth factor binding. NCBI's taxonomy places the organism in Eukaryota, Metazoa, Chordata, Mammalia, Primates, Hominidae. Bases 977 to 1885 code for a protein of 302 amino acids. Gene Ontology annotation, cellular component: extracellular region. Gene Ontology annotation, biological process: regulation of signal transduction; regulation of cell growth.
ACCCGGGUUUGGCUGGCGGGCCCCUAGGAAUGCUCUCCUCCCCGCCCCCGUCCCAAAGUGCCACGGUGGCGGUGGUGGUGGCCGCGAGGCCGAGUGUCUCCGGCCCUGCCAGCCUCGCAACCGUAACCUGUAAUCCCGAUCCGAGGGACGCCCGCCGGGGAGGCGCCAGCCCGCCUCUCCCUGCGGCCGCUGGAAGGCUCCGACCUCGAAUCACCCGGCUCACCCGCGGGUCGCUGCACCUGCCGGAUGUGGGGAGGAAGGAGGCCAGAUGAGAGAAGGCGGAUGUAGGCGCCCAGUCUGUCCGCGCCUCGGUGGGGCAGCUGGGUGGGCAAGCCUGCGGUCGCUCCCGGGAACCAGCCCUGGGCUGCGGGGAGACGAAGGUGGUUGGUUCUGCCCUCCAGGAGCGCCCCGACAUAGACGUAAAAUGACUUGGCACCAGAGCUCCUGCCGCCUCCGCCUUAUGCAGCUGCCCUCGCCGACGCCAGGGACUGUAAAGUCAGAUGGGACAGGGCCUAGCCGUUCAGCCAACACUUUGAGCUUCCCAGCCAAACUCCUACCCCCACUCCCCUCCUCCAGUCCUCACCCCUUUCCUCUCUCCCAGCCUCUGUGUCUGGUUACGGCUCCUCUGCUCGCAUUGUGACUUUGGGCCAGGCUGGGGGAAAUGACCCGGGAGGGUCCCAUGCGACUACAUAAAAUUGGCAGCCUCAGAACUAGUGGGAAGGCGGGUGCGCGAAGUCGAGGGGCGGAGAGAGGGGGGCGGAGGAGCUGCUUUCUGAAUCCAAGUCCGUGGGCUCUCGCAGAAGUCCUCAGGACGGAGCAGAGGCGGCUGGCGGGCCCGGCUGACUGCGCCUCUGCUUUCUUUCCAUAACCUUUUCUUUCGGACUCGAAUCACGGCUGCUGCGAAGGGUCUAGUUCCGGACACUAGGGUUCCCGAACGCGCUGAUGCCCCGAGUGCUCGCAGGGCUUCCCGCUAACCAUGCCGCCGCCGCCCGCAGCUGCCUUGGCGCUGCCUGUGCUCCUGCUACUGCUGGUGGUGCUGACGCCGCCCCCGACCGGCGCAAGGCCAUCCCCAGGCCCAGAUUACCUGCGGCGCGGCUGGCUGCGGCUGCUAGCGGAGGGCGAGGGCUGCGCUCCCUGCCGGCCAGAAGAGUGCGCCGCGCCGCGGGGCUGCCUGGCGGGCUGGGUGCGCGACGCGUGCGGCUGCUGCUGGGAAUGCGCCAACCUCGAGGGCCAGCUCUGCGACCUGGACCCCAGUGCUCACUUCUACGGGCACUGCGGCGAGCAGCUUGAGUGCCGGCUGGACACAGGCGGCGACCUGAGCCGCGGAGAGGUGCCGGAACCUCUGUGUGCCUGUCGCUCGCAGAGCCCGCUCUGCGGGUCCGACGGUCACACCUACGCCCAGAUCUGCCGUCUGCAGGAGGCGGCCCGCGCUCGGCCUGAUGCCAACCUCACUGUGGCACACCCGGGGCCCUGCGAAUCGGGGCCCCAGAUCGUGUCACAUCCAUAUGACACUUGGAAUGUGACAGGGCAGGAUGUGAUCUUUGGCUGUGAGGUGUUUGCCUACCCCAUGGCCUCCAUCGAGUGGAGGAAGGAUGGCUUGGACAUCCAGCUGCCAGGGGAUGACCCCCACAUCUCCGUGCAGUUUAGGGGUGGACCCCAGAGGUUUGAGGUGACUGGCUGGCUGCAGAUCCAGGCUGUGCGUCCCAGUGAUGAGGGCACUUACCGCUGCCUUGCCCGCAAUGCCCUGGGUCAAGUGGAGGCCCCUGCUAGCUUGACAGUGCUCACACCUGACCAGCUGAACUCUACAGGUAUCCCCCAGCUGCGAUCACUAAACCUGGUUCCUGAGGAGGAGGCUGAGAGUGAAGAGAGUGACGAUUACUACUAGGUCCAGAGCUCUGGCCCAUGGGGGUGGGUGAGCGGCUAUAGUGUUCAUCCCUGCUCUUGAAAAGACCUGGAACAGGGAGCAGGGUCCCUUCACGGACUGCUUUCAUGCUGUCAGUAGGGAUGAUCAUGGGAGGCCUAUUUGACUCCAAGGUAGCAGUGUGGUAGGGGAAAGACAAAAGCUGGAGGAGGGUGGGGAGAGAGGCUGAGACCAGGACCGGUGGGGUACAAAGGGGCCCAUGCAGGAGAUGCCCUGGCCAGUAGGACCUCCAACAGGUUGUUUCCCAGGCUGGGGUGGGGGCCGGAGCAGACACAGAGGUGCAGGCACCAGGAUUCUCCACUUCUUCCAGCCCUGCUGGGCCACGCUUCUAACUGCCUUUCCUCCCAGGCCCUGGUCCUUGCUAUUUCCUGCUCCCCAACGUUUAUCUAGCUUGUAUGCCCUUUCCCCAAACUCAUCUUCCAGAACUUUUCCCUCUCUCCUAAGCCCCAGUUGCACCUACUAACUGCAGUCCCCUUUGCUGUCUGCCAUCUUUUGUACAAGAGAGAGCACAGCGGAGCAUGACUUAGUUCAGUGCAGAGAGAUGGGUGAGGCCAGCUCCAGAUCUUAUACCACUCUGUAUUGGACAAAGCCUAGCACAGGGCUAGGCACCAAUAAAGAUUUCUAAUGAUGCACA